ACGAAUCGACACGAUCUCACAGACUUCUGUAGAAAAGCAGGUGCGUCACCAGAGGUGCGGUAUGAGGUGAAGAAACUCGUGAAAUUGGGGGGAAUUUGCCGAAAUUUCGGACGUUUUUACCAACUUCGUAACCCCCAGGGAAGAUCAAGACAUGUCAACGGGUGUCGUGUUCGCUCCGGUCGGCGCGACGAAGAGAAUAGCACCGAUGAACAUCGCUGGUAGGACCGCGCCAAGUCUCAACACCAAUAUGGCGUCCUCAAGAAUGACUGAACAACAACCAAGGAAGAGAAGAAGACUCAACCACCUGACACCUGAGGAGAAGGCGAUGAGAAGAAAACUGAAGAACCGAGUGGCAGCACAAACAGCAAGGGACAGAAAGAAGGCCAAAAUGGAUGAACUGGAAGUAAUUGUCGCCAAACUAGAAGCACAGAACAAGGCUCUACAACAACAGAACUCCAGUCUCAAACAGCAGUCCACCAGCCUGAAGAUGGAGAAUGCCGAGCUCAAGAAGCGGCUUGGCCAGUCCGAGGUCCAGUGCAAACGGGAGGCGAGGGAGACGUCGCCGACAGCCGAAGGCCAUACCGCCGGGAGGGAGGGAUCCAGGUCCUCUGAAUCCGCAGCAUUCAGACAAUGUGCACCUCUGCAGCAGGGGCAGAUCUGGAUCACCUCCAGCCUGGUGGCAUGGAUCCUGACGCUGAGUGCGACGUCCUCCUCAGCCUUCUCGAGCAACUGGACCCAGACAACUUCUUCACCCAGCUCCGAGAGCAGACCGAGGGCAUCACGGCCUCUGACCCGGCCUUCGACCCCUCAGUCACACCGGUUACGUCUGGCCAAGCCGUGGGGGCCGCAGCCACACGUGGAAUCCGCUGCAGAACUGAUCCGCCUGGACCACGUGUACCACAAGGAAGCUGCCUUGGACCACCACGAGGAACCAGCCGUGAAGACAGAACCCAUGUCUCGGAUCGAGGACACGCUGUCGACCCCCACAUUCACGUUCUCUUCGCCGCCACUCUCCCCGCUCUCGCAGGAUGCGAUGGGAUCGCUCUCUCCCCUUGCGGACAUUGAUGACGACAUGAAGCUUCACAGUCCCAUGUCCUUCAAAUCCAGCACCAGCGACUCGGGAAUCGAGGACGCGCCCUCCCCCUACCAGCCUCUGCUGGGUAGCGGCACCUGGGAGGAAACCUUCACCACAGAACUUUUCCCUCAGUUGAUUUCUGUGUAGUGUUCACAGAGUUUUAUCUUUGUACAUACAUCUAGUUAAUUACAAGUUAAAUCAGUGAGUAAAUGCUUUUGAUUUGUACCCUUGGGUAUUAAAUUUUCUUUUCUUUUAAAAAAAGUGUACAUUGUAAAGAGUGAUAAGAAGACUGGAAGGAUCUGUGCCAAGUGGCGGAGAGAUCAAAAUGUCACAAGAUCAUAUUGUAACAACAAAGUAUAAUGUCCUCUGUUGUGUAAGCGAAGGAAUGAGUCUAUGAAAGCCCCUCUAAAGGAUUUGUUACAAAAGAACAAAACCUCAUUCAUUCAUUUAUUGAAGGUCCCAACAUAGGUGGCGAUAGCCUUAAAAUCUUUUUUUAGGUUGCCUUUGGAAGGACAUGGUUUGAGGUAUAUGAAAGUACUUAAUAAAGUAUUGAAGAGAAUAUGUAUAGGCUUUCUUCUCAGCUACCUAAUGCACUAACAAAUGUAAGCACUGACUAGACUUGUCUGCUUGUAAAUACAGCUGUCCCUGUCUGAAGAUUGUGGUUCUGUCUUCAAGAAAAAUAAAUGGUUCCGACCGAU
Branchiostoma floridae (Florida lancelet) is the source of this 1773-nucleotide messenger RNA. RefSeq names its product X-box-binding protein 1-like. Gene Ontology annotation, molecular function: DNA-binding transcription factor activity, RNA polymerase II-specific; RNA polymerase II transcription regulatory region sequence-specific DNA binding. Gene Ontology annotation, cellular component: nucleus. The record is from RefSeq and is a predicted model, not a curated record. Lineage: Eukaryota; Metazoa; Chordata; Leptocardii; Amphioxiformes; Branchiostomatidae.